UCAGAAGAGUUUUGCUAUUCAACGACGAUUAUAGUUAACGGAAAUUUAUAUUUGUGUUGACACAUUCGCACUAUUUGCCAAAAGAACAUACAAAUUUCAACUUUUCUACACAACCAAACGGAAUUUUAAACAACAACAGAGUAAAAUGUCAAACCAAAUCGUUGCCAUCCUUGUCUGCUCCCUCGUCUUCGUCAGCGUUUUGACCACAUGCUAUGCCUCCACAGUGGCACCUUUGUGCCAACCUGGCAUUAUCGAAGAGAUGCCACCACACAUCAAGAAAGUCUGCAUGGCUUUGGAGAACUCCGACCAAUUGACAUCGGCCCUUAAAACCUACAUCAACAAUGAGGCAGCAACUUUAGUUUCAAAAUCUGAAGAUUUUACCAACAACUUGGGCAAGCGUACCGAUGUGGAUCAUGUUUUCUUGCGUUUUGGCAAAAGGCGUUAAAUUCUUUGCAUUGAUGGCCUAGGAAAAAAAACCCACAUGGAAUAUGCUUCAACGACUUCAUACCUGGACUACAUGAAUCAUGAUGCGAACUGGACCACCACAUAAAAUAAAACCAACAAGCGCCCUCUUCUACUACAACAAAAUCUUUACAAAAAUUAAAUUAUUUAAUUUUCUUUCAAAAUUGUAUUCAAUGUCUCAACUACUAUGUAUACUAAAACUUCCCUCAAAAAAACCCCAAUUUAGCAUUGUAAGACUAACAAAAAUUAAGCAAACCAACAAAUAGGAAAAAAAUUAAAGUUGAUCUCUUUGUAAUAUUACAUUUACACCAUUUCCCAUGUAACAAUAAUCAGUAUUGAAAAAUAAAAACAAAAACAAAAAACUUGCACACAUCUCUCUUAAGAGUUUAGCGGAUGCCUAGCACAACCAAAUUCCGCAUUGCACGUCUUCUUAAAAAAACAUAAAAACAAUUAAAUCUUAAAUGUGUAUAUAGAAAAAAUAAAAUGUCUCUUUUUUUAAUAAAAACUAAA
This is a messenger RNA of Stomoxys calcitrans (stable fly), 972 nucleotides long. RefSeq names its product dromyosuppressin (gene Ms). NCBI's taxonomy places the organism in Eukaryota, Metazoa, Arthropoda, Insecta, Diptera, Muscidae. The transcript has 3 exons. The record is from RefSeq and is a predicted model, not a curated record. The coding region runs from base 146 to 445 and encodes 99 amino acids.